AUGUCCGCGGAACAACUAUUCGACAGUUUGCUGGAAGUACGCAUCGAUAUCGUGGAUAGUCAGAGAAAUCCGGCAAUCACCGACAACUACCUCGAGCACCCAUUCGCCUCGCGAGACUUUGCAAAAUUGAAGAACAAGCGCAAGCAACCACGAGCAGCCACGGCAGAUACCUCCGACCUGCACUUCAGACCGAAAGCCAACCUCCUUCCAGUGCCCGAAAAUAACAACAGCAACAACAACAACAAAGAAAGCAGCGAGGGUGAGCACGAGGACAAAGACCCGACACCAAGCCUCCCAGAAGCCGAGGAUCGGUCAGAACAACCAGCAAGCCGCGGAAGCCCAGGGGGUACACAAGAUCAAGGCGAGCCAGAAUCCCACCAUUCGUCACCACGCGCCUCGCAUUCGCUCUCGCGACAGGAUAAGGCCCGGCCAGUGGACAAAUCUUCAACCCGACAGAGGGAAGCAAGCGAAAUUGAUCCCACACCACAAGGCGACAUACCACGGACCAUCAUCGCAGACCACCCGUCGCGAAUUUUGUCGAUAUCCCCCGGAGUUCCAAGAGGGGGGCGUUUCGAUAGCUUGGUUCGAAAUUCGGCAGACUUCGAAGAGAGUCUUGCUGAAUUCAAUUGGGUUCCCCCGUCACGAGAAGACACCCCGGACAGCGGCGUCAACGUUCCCAUUGCAGAUACCGCGUCGGAAGACUCGGAGCAAUUUUUCGACUCGUUCUCAGAUCCGAUGCAGGCCGACGCAAUGACACCCCUACGCGAAGGCAAAGUCCGACAAGCCAGACGCCAAGCGAUGGCCCAAAGCAAUACCAACGCGCAGGACAUUCUGUCUCAGGCAACAGACAUGUUGAAAGACGUCACGAAUCAGGAAAGGGUGGAUGGUUAUUACGAGGAGCUCGUUCAGAAUGACAAGGAAGAGGCUGAGGCCACCUUGACCCAACUGCGCCAAGACUACAUCAAUCGUCUCGAUCGCAUACAGAGGCUCCCUUCAUUGCAACUUGUUGGCGAUGAACCACCCUAG
Colletotrichum chrysophilum is the source of this 1026-nucleotide messenger RNA. RefSeq lists its product as uncharacterized. The transcript has a single exon. The record is from RefSeq and is a predicted model, not a curated record. NCBI's taxonomy places the organism in Eukaryota, Fungi, Ascomycota, Sordariomycetes, Glomerellales, Glomerellaceae. The coding region runs from base 1 to 1026 and encodes 341 amino acids.